This is a messenger RNA of Xyrichtys novacula (pearly razorfish), 2095 nucleotides long. NCBI's taxonomy places the organism in Eukaryota, Metazoa, Chordata, Actinopteri, Labriformes, Labridae. The record is from the annotation of a GenBank genome assembly.
AUGAGUCGCAUCAAACUCACCUCGUUCAGUAAAUCCAAAAGAGACGAGGAGCUUCUCUUCACCUUAGCAGAAACCUGGAGAAAGAACAACCAGGUCAGUCAGUAAUAAGGAUCAAACAAACUUAAAGACGAAACCAACUUCUUCACGUUUCUGAAAAACAAAAUCUACUAUGCCUUCCUUCAGUAAUUUUCUCACAUAAUCAUUUAAUGAAAACAAAAAGACAGGUUCACAAUGUCUCAACAAAAAUACCAGGACCCGGAGCACGUUUAGCUCGGAGACCAACGAUGCCAGAUGUUGAAGUUUGUCUCGCACUGACUUUUGAACAAACCGGCCGAUCAGACAGCUGGCUGCAGAUACCACACAGUGCUCAACUCGUCUACAACAGAUGAAAUCAGAAACUCACCCAUCAGUCUGUCAGGUUCCCUCCAUCAUGGUGACCUAAAGAUAAAAAACAUCCUUCAGUAAAUGACUGAGAUCCUCCUGAUACUCUCAGAAUGUUAUACUGAUGUUUUGCAGUCAUAUCCCAGCAUGCCCAUGGUGGUGAACACGUGGGUAAAGCGAGACUACGGGUUUACUCUGCGAGGUAUUUCCAACGACAUGAUCCUAUGGGUGAAGGUCAGUCGGGACAGACCUCAGCUCUCAGAGCUGACAGUUUUCAGGUUAUAGCUCACCUGCUGGGUUACAGACUGAGGAGACCAGUCACCUUCACAUCACUGCAGACACCUGAAGGAAACCAACAGCACUGAGUGAGUAACAGGGUUUCUACAGGAGGACAUUUCAAAAGGAAUAAAAAUCCACUUUUCCUAAGAUACAAGAUGAUUUUUAUAACUCUCUUCUCUGGUUUCACCCAUGAAUCACCCUGAGUCUUACGUCACGUUUGAGUGUAGAAAUACCACUAUAAGAGACCUUUCCCAGCCUUAGGUCCCCAGGUGGGACCCUUCAAGUUGAACAUUAGCUACAAAUUUCAUAUCAGUAAAAUGCAGAUUUUGUUUACCCUACAAUGCUUGCCUACAUUAACUUUAUUUAACUUAGAGGUGCAUCAUGUCUCAACAAAAAUACCAGGACUCGGAGCACGUUUAGCUCGGAGACCAACGAUGCCAGAUGUUGAAGUUUGUCUCGCACUGACUUUUGAACAAACCGGCUGAUCAGACAGCUGGCUGCAGAUACCACACAGUGCUUAACUUUACUUUAUUGUAACAAAAAGGGUUAUACCUGUGCCAUGCUGCUGCACUACUGAAGGUUAGGGCAGAGGAAAACCUGCAGAAGAAGAAGACAGGAUAAAUGAUAAUCCAUCUACAAAACCAUCAUCGCACUGAGCUUAGUAUCCAGGAUGACGUUCAGAGAGGCAGCUGUCAAUCACACUUCAGAGCAGUUGAACAUAUUUAGCCAAUCAUCAUAACAAUGAGAUAUAAGAGUUUUUAUUCAGGGAGACUCACCGAGCUGGUCUGAAGUCUGUUGCAGCACCUGAAACAAACACAACAGUUUUAGCUCAGUUAUAUUAGAAUAAAAAGUGCAAUAACUAAAAAAAAAAACAUAAGUCACUGAGAGAUCUGUCAGUCCUCAUUAGUAACACUGCUGCAGAGUGCACAGCAGUGGGUUGCAAGAGGAUUAAUCACUCUGUGCACUGUGUGAGAUCUUUGGUCCACCAGGAAGGACCAACAGAUCACACUGUGCACACAAACACUUAACCUUCACAUGUAUAACCUCAGACAUGUAAAAAAAAAAAAAAAAAAAAAGGACAAAACACUGUUCAAAUCAAGCAAAUCCAUCAAACACACACUUACCUCAUGUCCCAAAGCAGCAUAAUCUUGAGGGCAUCCUCUCCUCAUUGCAUUCUGCAUCACAUUGAUAACCUGCAGGAGAGGUCAAUUAUUAAACUGUGUGAGUAGAAAAAUACUGACUUACUAAUCUUAUGUUUUCUCUCUAUCAAAUCUAGAGUGACUGUGUCAGGCCUCAUUGUCACCAUUCAGCAACCAGCAGUGCAGAGGUGAAAGCAAAACCUGAUGCAAUAUGGCCACUGCUGUUCUGGGAUCAGCCCACCAAACAGGACAAACCCACUGAGGAGUCUGCACCAUGGCAUUCAGACAGAUACUGA